Penaeus indicus is the source of this 1882-nucleotide messenger RNA. RefSeq lists its product as uncharacterized. The transcript is spliced from 2 exons. Lineage: Eukaryota; Metazoa; Arthropoda; Malacostraca; Decapoda; Penaeidae. The record is from RefSeq and is a predicted model, not a curated record. The coding region runs from base 14 to 1720 and encodes 568 amino acids.
AUCAUCCUCCACCAUGAAGCUCCUGAUCUUCAUCUCCGCCUUCUUGGCUAGUGCAUCUGCUGCCCGCCUGGGUUACUCUCAGCCGACGCCCAGUGGUCCCUCGCUUUCCGUGGGCGGCCUUGAUCAGUCGCCUCCCUCUGCCCCGCUCUCAGACAACCGCUUCACUCAGCCUACACCAGAUAACAUCGCGCUCCCAGCCAACGGAUAUAGCCAGUCCACACCCAUCGCUACUACUAUUCCAGAGGGUGGGUUCACGCCAUCUGACUCUUUCGACAGUGGAUUCAGCCAACCUGCAUCAGUCGGUGUCUCCCUCCCCGAGAUUGGAUUUGGCCAGCCCUCUCAUAAUGGCCAGACUCUUCAGGAAAGCAGCUUUGGACAACAAGCUGGUGGUCUAACUACUCCUGCAGGCGGUUGCAGAGAUGGAGAAGUCUUGCAUGUUGACGGAACCUGCGUUGUUCCUGAAAUUACUCGCAAGGUCUUUCUCUACAGCAUCCCCGAGGGCGCUCAGCAGUUCAGCGGACCACCACCUAGCAUUCCACCACCAAAGGUCGAGCACAACAUCCUCUUUGUCCGUCUUCCUGAAGGAGGUGUAGGUCCAGAACCUAUUAUUGUACCUCCACCAAGGCAGAACAACAUUGUCUACGUCCUCAAUAAGAUGAAUGGUCAAGAUCAGCGUGUCAUCGAAGUACCAGCUCCUCCGUCCUCCGACCCUGAGGUUUAUUUCGUUUCGUACGGCGAGGGCGAAAACCCAACUCUCCCCGGCGGCAUCGACCUUCAGACUGCUCUUGGCUCAGCUGUCUCCGCCGCAGGACAAAUCGUCGCCAGUACCGGAGACUUUGACGCCACUGGUGUCUCCAGUACCUCUGGAUUCGACGGAAUCUCUGGAACAGUUGACUUCGAUGUCAAUCAAGAAAGUGUUAAUUUCGAUGGUUCCUUAGGAACUAGGAACGAUGCUGAUGGUGUGUAUACUACUGAUAGUGUAAAUAGUGGUUUCACCAAUGGUGACGGCGGAUUUAACGCAGGGGGACAAGGUCUGACUGGAAUUUCAGGCAACAGUUUCGAAUUCUCAGGUGAUCACGCAGCCACUACUAACACAAACGGUGGAUUCGCUGGCAAUGCCGGCGGUUUCUCGAACAACAAUGGUAUCACAAGUAGCAACGCAAACGGUAAUAACGAUUAUUCUGGCAACAACCGUGGUUUCUCUAACAACAGUGGUUUCACUGGCAACAACCGUGGUGUCUCCAACAGCAACGGUGGUUUCUCAAACAACGGUGGUUUUUCCAAUAACGGUGGCUUCUCCAACAACGGUGGCUUCUCUAACAACAACGGUGGUUUCUCCAGCAACAGCAACGGUGGUUCUUCCAAUGGUGAAUUCUCCAAUACAGCAAGUGGAGUCUUGAAUAACAACGUUGGAUUCUCAAGUACUACGGGUGGAUUCUCCGCCAACACCAACAGCCACCCUGAAUUUUCGGGAAACAACGAUAAUAUCGGUGGAUUCUUGGGGAAUAACCGUGGCUUCACCGAAAACAGCGGUUCCUUCUCCGGGAACAACAAUGGAUUCCAAAGCAACAACGGCGGAUUCUCUGGAAGCCAGCCCUCAGGCAACAACGGAGGAUUGGUAAACGGAAAUGGUUUUAACGGUAAUAACCGUAUCGUUUCCGGAGCUCUAACGGCCUCUAACUCUGUCUCUGCCCCUUUGUCCCUUUACUCAAGUCCCUAAGGUAACUUGGUGGCUAUUGCUUGAGAAUCAACCUGCGAACCAUGGAAAACGCUUCGAAAAAAUACCGAACCUUAACUAACCUUAAUUUAAUAUGCAGUAUUUAACAUUUUCGUUUCAUUUUGUCUAGUCAAAUAAGAAAAAAAUAUUUGUAGAGAAUUCCAA